AUGUUUUUCCUUUUGAUCCUAAUCAUUCCAUUUCUUCACUUUACCCCCAACACAGCCAUCCCCCAUGUUCAGCCCCACCCAAACACAACCAUUGUGGCACCAAAAGCUAGUCGUGGCUUCAGUGUUCCACUGUACCACCGAGCUAUGCUUUACAGAGAGGAAUUCAACCUUACAAAGGCCACUAGUUCCAACUAUGAUGCUCAAAAGACAAUGUUCACCACCGGCCUCUAUGACAGGUUAAACGGUGCUUAUGUGGCAUACUUGAUGGUUGGUGACCCUCCUCAACGCCAAGCACUACUGUUAGACAUCGGCAGUGACCUACUUUGGGUGCAGUGCCAACCAUGUAUUACUUGUUUUAAUCAAACCGACAACCUUGAGUUCGAUCCAAAAGAAUCUUCUUCUUACAGAGAGAUUUCUUGCAACUCCGCACUAUGCAACCAUGACGAAAAUUAUAUCUUUGGUUGCGAUGGCACAAUUGAUAGAACUUCAAAAAACGAUUGCAGGUUUCAAAUAUUGUAUGCUGAUGGUUCUAUUGCCUCAGGGAAAAUGAUCACAGAGACCUUGGGAUUUUUCUCGGAUGUUAGGACCCUGGAGAACAUAUUAGUGGGAUGCGCUAAUAACAAUCUAGGACACUUCGACGAAGAGACGAGUGGCAUUCUUGGUCUUGGCCUUGGUUAUUACUCGUUAAUUAACCAACUGAAGGUGACCAACUUUUCCUUUUGUCUGCCAGGUCCAGACUUCAUUUAUGGCUCCACAUUAGACAUGUUCUACACCGAGCCCGAAAAGGAUAACACCAUCACCGUACCUUUGCUUCUUAAUCCGCUUCACCCCAGCCACUAUUUUGUUGGUUUCCAAGGAAUUAGCUUGAACGAUCAAAUGGUUCCCAUUCCAUCAUCUUACUGGGAAUUCAGCACCGACCCCGAAUCUAAUAUUGAUGGUGGUAUCUUGGUUGAUUCAGGAGCCUCAGUGAGUUGGAUGCCGACACAAGUCUAUGAAAUUUUCAGUACAAAUUUCGUGCAACUCACCAAUAUGAUCCAGGAGAAACCCCCAUACUCCACAACAUUCAACACCUGUUUCUCAACCAGGUCCACAUCCAGAAGUGUCCCUGAAGUCAAAUUUCAUUUCACCAACGCCUACUCUCACAUUAACAAUGGAGCAGCUGUUCUGGAGGUAUUCACUUCAAAACAAACCUGA
This is a messenger RNA of Quercus lobata, 1194 nucleotides long. RefSeq names its product protein ASPARTIC PROTEASE IN GUARD CELL 1-like. The coding region runs from base 1 to 1194 and encodes 397 amino acids. Gene Ontology annotation, biological process: proteolysis. The record is from RefSeq and is a predicted model, not a curated record. Gene Ontology annotation, molecular function: aspartic-type endopeptidase activity. NCBI's taxonomy places the organism in Eukaryota, Viridiplantae, Streptophyta, Magnoliopsida, Fagales, Fagaceae. The transcript has a single exon.